Molecule: messenger RNA, 2838 nt
Organism: Cyprinodon tularosa
Lineage: Eukaryota; Metazoa; Chordata; Actinopteri; Cyprinodontiformes; Cyprinodontidae
Gene: plk2b
Product: polo-like kinase 2b (Drosophila)
Exons: 14
Coding region: 31-2004 (657 amino acids)
Biological process (GO): regulation of cytokinesis; protein phosphorylation; mitotic cell cycle
Cellular component (GO): nucleus; cytoplasm; spindle pole
Molecular function (GO): protein binding; ATP binding; protein serine/threonine kinase activity
Source: RefSeq, a predicted model, not a curated record
UCUGUAUGCGGAGAGAAAACAAACCAUCUGAUGGAAGUACAUAAAAACACCGUCCUCCAGCAGACUAACAGCAGCAGCAUGUGUGAAUCAACGCAGAGGUCCUGCGAGCCUCGGCGCAAAAGAACAGAUGAGCGCAGCGCGCCAUCGGAGAUGGCUCGGAUCAUCACCGACCCGGCCACUGGGAAGUGCUACUGCCGAGGGAAAGUUUUGGGAAAGGGAGGAUUUGCUAAAUGUUAUGAGAUGACGGACCUCUCCACCGGUAAAGUUUACGCAGCAAAGAUCAUCCCGCACGCGCGCGUCUCCAAGCCUCACCAGCGGGAGAAGAUCGACCGAGAAAUUGAAUUGCACAAAUUGCUGCACCAUAAAAACAUCGUGCAUUUUUAUCACCAUUUUGAGGACAAAGAGAACAUUUACAUCUUGCUGGAAUACUGCAGUAGAAAAUCUUUAGCUCACAUUCUGAAGGCUCGAAAAGUUCUUACUGAGCCUGAAGUCCGGUAUUACCUGAGACAGAUUGUUUCUGGACUAAAGUACCUGCAUGAACAAGAAAUCCUUCACAGGGACCUUAAAUUGGGGAACUUUUUUGUGAGCGAGUCAAUGGAACUGAAGGUCGGAGACUUUGGUCUGGCUGCCAAGUUGGAGCCGGCUGGAAACAGGAGGAAGACGAUCUGCGGGACUCCAAAUUACCUGUCCCCUGAGGUCCUCAACAAGCAAGGUCAUGGCUGUGAAUCGGAUAUCUGGGCUCUGGGCUGUGUAAUGUAUACUAUGCUCCUGGGUCGACCUCCAUUUGAAACCACCAACCUGAAGGAGACUUACCGGUGUAUCAGAGAGGCACGUUACUCACUCCCUUCCUCACUAUCAGCACAGGCAAAGCAGCUCAUUGCCAAUCUACUGGCCAAGAUUCCCGAGGACAGACCCAAUCUUGACCUCAUUCUGAGGCAUGAAUUCUUCACCCAGGGCUUUAGUCCAGAGCGUCUAUCACCUAGCUGCUGCCAUUCGCCACCAGAUUUCCACGUCUCUAGUCCUGCAAAGAGCUUCUUUAAGAAAGCUGCUGCAGCGCUAUUUGGAGGGAAGAGGGAUAAGGUCAAAUACUACGAAACCUUGAACAAGUUAACUAAGGAGGAAGAGGAGAUCUACAAACUGCAGCACGACUUAGAGAGGACCGUCAUCAGUCAACAACAUGGCAAAAAGAUGUCUGAGAAUGGAAGUCUACUUCCGCCAUCUGCCGGGAGCCCCGUCGCCUUGGCAACAGAGAAUCAGUCACCGAAUACGCAAGACACCAUUAGACUGAUCGUCAGGGGGAGUCUGGGCAGCUGUAGCAGCAGCAGUGAAUGUCUGGAAGACAACACAACAGGGAGCGUGGCUGAGACAGUUGCCAGUGUGUUAAGAGGAUGUCUCGAGAACAUGCCUAAAGCAAAUGACACCCCGCAGACGUUAAACAGCUGCAGUCUUCAAUGGGUCACUAAAUGGGUCGACUACUCCAACAAGUAUGGGUUCGGCUACCAGUUGUCCGAUCACACUGUAGGAGUUCUCUUCAACAACGGGACCCACAUGAGCCUCCUGCCAGAUAGAAAGACCAUCCAUUACUAUGCUGAGUUAGGCCAGCGUUCUGUUUUUCCCACUUGCGAGGUCCCUGAGCACUUUGUGGGACAAGUUACUGUGCUCAAGUAUUUUUCCCACUACAUGGAGGAAAACCUCAUGGAUGGUGGGGACCUCGGUACUACAACAGAUGCAGACAUGCCCAGACUCUACCUGCUGCAGUGGUUGAAGUCUGACCGUGCCCUCAUGAUGCUCUUUAACGAUGGCACCUUCCAGGUCAACUUUUACCAUGAUCAUACCAAGAUCAUCUUGUGCUGCCAGAGGGAUGAGUACAUGCUGACAUACAUCAACGAAGAACGAGUGUCUAAAACCUUCAAACUCAGUUCACUGCUCACAUCUGGCUGCCCCAACGACCUGCGCCAACGUCUGGUGUACUCCCUCAAUAUGCUCCUGCAGAGAUGCAGCUAAACCUACAAAAAUCUACUCUGGACCAAAAAAAAACAAAAAAAUCCACACCCACUGUGUUACUGCAGUGCUGCAGAGGAACAGGGAACCUGGAAGAGAACAGGCGGACUUGCAAGGCUGGGCUUGAGCAAAGUCAAUUAACAUUCCUUCACCGUUGCACCGUCAUGACUCAGCCUCGGUGCAGGCGAAAGAAUAAUGCAGAGGGAGAGACUAUGAGAGCGUGGGAAUACGAAAUGUAGCACAAUGAAUGCUGAUGGGAACUAAAGGGCUGAUUUGUAUUGUUGGAGAAGAGAGGAACGUGGAUGUUGGUACGAAUGUGAACCCCAUAUGUUUUUGGGGGAGAACUAAGACAAAAAGAGCUGUCAGGCAUGUAAUAAAACUAACGCUGGGCUGGCACCAGCUUAGAUGUGUAUAGAAUGAUCUGUUUGAUACCAGAGGCAUAACAUGAUGCUUUGAACUUUAACAGAGCUCUCUGUGAGAUACUGUAAAUUAUGUACAGUGUAUGUCUAAGCCACCCCAGCCAUGAAGAGAAAAGACUUUUAUAGCUGUUAUCUGUUGCAGAUUUUAAAAGAGUGCAUGUUCGUCUGAGUGUGUGUGGGGAGGUGUAACAUUAUACUAACUUUUAAAAACUGUGAUUUGUUCAUUGCUGUCUUUACUGACAGAUGGGCUCAGCACUCUGAGCUGGAGAGGAUGUAGAGUGACUUAACACAAGGUUUUUUUUAAGCAACAUUUAGGAGCCAUUUUCAUCUUGGUAACAAUGUCUUAAAUAACUUAUUGUGUAAUAAAAGUGCAGUAUUUAUUUAUUUAAUAAAUAAGAGUGUUUUCUAAAAAAAAAAA